AGGAGAAUUCAACACUUCUGUUGCUUCCAAAGUGCAGACACCGCUUUGUGUUAAAACUUCCCCGGGAAUAGCAGGCUCGAUUUUAAGCGGCAGCUUUCCACCUGCAGAAUGGAGAUUUACCCAUAAGCUGCUGCCAGGCCUGCUAAGCUUUCCCAGCAACUUCUGCUUUGGUACAAAAUUUUAUGUAUUCCUAUGGACAUGGAAAGAGAUGAGAAGCAAGCUUACAGCUGAAAAAAUGAUAGUGAACAAUCAAUUGGAAUGCACCCAGUGAAAUAAAUGCAAAAUACUGUGACACUGGAGAUCUGGAAAACUUCUGGAGAAACUCAGCAGGUCUACCAGCUGAAGAGAGAAACAAAGUUCCUGUUUAAAGUCCAAGGGUUGUGUAAUAUAUCAGGAGGCUCAAAUUUUGGCACUGGCUUAAAAGAAGGAAAGAGCUCUACCCUUCAAGGAAGAAAAUACAUUUGGCAUCAUGAGCUACAAAGAGAGUAGAGAAGAUUUUGCAAACUAUGCAUAUCACUACUCAGAAACACUGGAAAUGGACAGAAGUGCACAGGGGAGAUCAUUUUCCUUCCACACAUCCCCACUGCAAUCCCACUACCAGCAGGAUCCAUUUGAUUCACCAGAUGUUCAGAGAAGGUGGGAACAGCUAGAAAUUCUCCAAAUGAAAUCGAUGGAAAGGGAUCAAGUCACAGGAAGACCAUCGUUAAUUAAUGUGAAUCCAUAUGAAAAUGAAACUGGAUAUGAUAAUCCUGUAUUUGAGCCCUCGGAAGAUGAUUCUUAUAGCACUGUCUCAUCUGUAAAAGAUGAUUACAGGCACCAAGAUUCUUCAUACAUUGCCGACAUAUACAGAAAAGCAGAGACAUCAAUCAGGGAGCCAGCUGCUGCCCAAAGGCGUAGAACUAUUGGUGUUACAAUGCGUUUAGCAUCCUUGGCCGGAUUAAGUUUAUCACAAUAUUCACUGCCGGAAGCCGAAUUAAGUGAAGAAGAGAGACAGGAUAAAAUAAGGUUUAUUGCUGACUUAGCGAAAUUAUCAUACAAUGAAAGGAUGAAGACCAUCCAGCAAUUGACAAUGAGCAUUGAAGAGAAACGAGAGAUCAGGGAUCAGGUUCAGCAAAGAAUUGGGCCAGAUGCAGCGGACACAGAUGUUCAGAUACAUGGAUACACACAGUUGCUAUACAAACUAUUGUUUUCUCUUCGACGUUUUCGGGAGAAUAUGCUUAUAUGUUUCCAGUCAGUUCAUCCUUGGAAAAGAUCCCUGAAAAUCAUUGGUGGGAAAUUUGGAACAAGUGUUCUGUCCUAUUUCACAUUCCUCAAAUGGCUGCUUAUGUUCAACCUGUUCUCCUUCUUGAUAAACUUCAGCUUCAUCACCAUCCCACAAUUCUUUGAUAUGGGCAUUAACAAUGCCACUUUCACAGGGGUGGAGCUGCUCACUGGUUCAGGUUAUUUUACACAAACUGUGUUUUACUAUGGCUUUUAUACAAAUGCGAGCAUUCAAGCAAAUCCCACUGCCCAAAUGUACAACAUGCAAGUUGCUUACUUCCUCACAAUUGGAUGCUACAUGUUGAGUUGCUUUCUAUAUCUGGUUUACAGCAUGGCAAAGUCGUUCAAUGAAAACUUUAUUGCAGUUGGCAUCCUGAGUGGUGACGCAGCCAAGCUCUUGUGUUCCUGGGACUUCAACAUAACAAAUGAAAAAGCAGUAGAACUGAAAAAAAGAAACAUUAGCAGGCAAUUAAAGGAAAUGUUAUCAGAAAAAAUGCACUAUCAUCGGCAUCUAUCAACAAAACAGAGAAUACUGCGAUAUUUAAUUCAUCUGAUGGCCUGGAUUAUUUCAUUAGGAACAACAUUUGGUUGCUGUUUUGGAAUUCAUUCCUUUUCGAUCUCCAAUUUUAAGAUUAUUCAAAAAAAUCCAACAGAGGAAGAUUUAUACAAGCAAGCUUCGACAUUGAUGUUACCUUUUGUAGUGGCAAUUGUCAAUCUGUUCAUACCUUUAUUCUUCUCCUUCCUUGGUUCAAUGGAAAGAUUCAAAUAUCCCCGGGAUGAGAUGUAUGUUCUCAUUAUAAGGAACGUUGUAUUGAAAAUGUCAGUAAUUGGAGUUCUAUGUUACUACUGGCUGGUGACAGUAGCAAACACCGUAGAGUGUUGGGAAACAUUUGUUGGUCAAGAUCUGUACCGACUUGUGGUGACUGAUUUUAUCUUCUCCUUACUGGGUUCCUUCUUUGGGGAGUUCAUUCGGAGCAUCAUGGGAACACAUUGCUGCCAUAAACUUGGAAAACCAGAAUUUGACAUUCCAAGGAAUGUUUUAGGUUUGAUCUAUGCUCAAGUUCUGGCCUGGAUUGGACUUUUCUUUGCACCUCUUUUACCAGCAAUACAAAUAAUAAAGUUCUUCAUUAUAUUUCAUGUUAAAAAGGUUAGCCUAAUGAUGAAUUGUCAGCCUCCUCGCAAAGCAUGGCGAGCUUCUCAUAUGACGACCAUCUUUAUGUUCCUGUUGUUCUUUCCUGGUUUCCUUGGGGUACUUUGCUUGUUAGGAGCAACUGUGUGGAAAUGGAAGCCUUCCAAACUCUGUGGACCCUUUAGAGGAUUAAAUGUGCCCUACAGUACCAUUUCCCACUUCAUUGAUGUGAUACAAGAUAAGGUGUAUCACCUGCACUGGCUUGUAUGGUGUUACAAUAACUUGAUUAUGAACCCACUAUUCUACUUCAUCUUAACAAUUAUUGUGUUUGCUAUCAUCUACCUGUAUUCACAAAUUAUAGAUGGGCGGAAAUUGAUGAUAAAACUUUUACAAGAGCACAUUAGUAAUGAAGGAAAAGACAAAGCAUACUUACUUCGGAAGCUCAACAGCAUGAAAUUAAAGAUGGAAUCUUCCAAAGAGAAGCUUCAUUCAAUGAAAAUCAGUGAUGAGUUUAUUGGGCACUUGGAAGCCAAAGAAAAGUCUGAAGACAGAAAACCAACCUCUUUGAAUAUGAAGAACAUGCAAGAUCAGGAUGUUAUCAGUAACCAGAAUACAGAACAACGAAGCAAUUCUCCAAAUGUAGAAGGAGAUAGUGCCAGUGCUCUUGCACUGGCUUUGGCUGCCAAGCAUCAGGCAGAACUGGACCCAAAUGAAUAACGUAUUCAGAAGCAAUGGAUUAAACUUUCGACAGCCCUGUGCCCCUAGCUGGAGCUCCAAGGUAGACAUGACUUACCAGAAAAUCACAUGUACCAUUAAUUUAUGGAACAUCAGGAGUUAAGCUGCAGCCAGAUUCCAACAAGCAGCUUGCUGCAGUGAGGCACAUCUACAGUUCUUUUGUAAAUCUGCCUGAUCAUUGUAAAACUUUUGAAGGUGACUGGGUUCCUUCACUGUUUUAGAGUCGUAUUUAGGUUCUGAAAAUAAUUAAGCAUAGAUCAUAUGCGGUUAGCCAUGUUAAUAAAGUUGUUUUCUUACUUAAGAAUGCAUCGCCAAUAAUGAAAAUUACAGUCAAACUCUGUAAAGGUGCAAUGACAAGAAGUAAGAUUUCUAAAGUAAUUUAUAAUUGUUCAUUGGAACAUUCUGAUGUACAUUUUAUUGGUAAAUAAUUCUAAGGUAAUGUAAAAAUUUGCUUCAAAUCUUCAAAAAGAACAGUGCCUCAACUUGACAACCAAAGAAAGUUAAGAAUUAAAUGUCAAAAACUAGUACUUCUCCUUAUGCUUUUUAAAAAAAUUUUAAUUGCAAAAAUCUUGUCCGUUAACUAUUUUUAGUAUUUUGGAUAUUUUUGUGCUUUGUUGUGAUAUCCAUUGAUGGGACAUUUCCACAUUUCAGACACCAGACCCUGAAAUUCUGUGGUCCUUCUCCAAGCUUCCUGCCAUAAUUUUAGCAGGACUCAAAACCUCAGAAACAUUGCUGGAAUAGGCAACUAAUCCCCUUUCUCCAGGUCUUCUGCCAGUAUCCCACUGAAGUUAUGGCAGCAAACCCGAGACAAACACCACAGAAUUUACAAGUUCUAAUGUUAGCGUCAAGAAUGUGAGCCACUCUGUUCUUCCAGCAAAGCUUGAAUCUCACCUUAGGAUGACACAGCCAAUUAUUGUGUCAGUCUUCGAGUGUUUCUGAAUGAUUAUGAAUUUGUGCCAAAUUAAUGGUCAUUUCUUUUUGCGCUGACUAUCAGUUGGGUUGGGCUGUUCAAUUACUUGUAUAGAAUUCUCACAGGCUGGGUCCCAGACAAGAAAGAGCAAUAAACUAAAUCACUGAAACACUAACUCCUUGUUUCCUACAGCUACAAUAUUUUUAGUUAAUUUUAAGAUUCGCUAUUUAACUUUAUGAAAGUAAUGACAUUUCAGUCAUGUUUAUUUGUGAUAUGUUGCAAUUUAAAAUGGUAACGAAAAUAAAUAUACCU
Messenger RNA from Stegostoma tigrinum, 4346 nucleotides. RefSeq names its product transmembrane channel like 5 (gene tmc5). The coding region runs from base 470 to 3106 and encodes 878 amino acids. NCBI's taxonomy places the organism in Eukaryota, Metazoa, Chordata, Chondrichthyes, Orectolobiformes, Stegostomatidae. Gene Ontology annotation, cellular component: plasma membrane. The record is from RefSeq and is a predicted model, not a curated record. Gene Ontology annotation, molecular function: mechanosensitive monoatomic ion channel activity. The transcript is spliced from 25 exons.